Messenger RNA from Pecten maximus, 6526 nucleotides. RefSeq names its product regulator of G-protein signaling 9-binding protein-like. The record is from RefSeq and is a predicted model, not a curated record. Bases 2913 to 3740 code for a protein of 275 amino acids. The transcript is spliced from 8 exons. Gene Ontology annotation, biological process: G protein-coupled receptor signaling pathway. NCBI's taxonomy places the organism in Eukaryota, Metazoa, Mollusca, Bivalvia, Pectinida, Pectinidae. Gene Ontology annotation, cellular component: neuron projection.
AGAGGACGACAAACUGCUUCAAACCGGCAACCGUAUCUCCUCUCAAAGCUGCCAAUGGUUUCCUCAAUGACACUAGCACCUGGAGCCGCAUACAUGCAACUCAUAGGCUUAAGGUAUCUGUAUAUGAAGUAAAAAGCGAAUCAACGAUGUUUUCUUCAAUAAUUUGAAAUUUUAUUUGAACAUGCAUGUGUUUGGCUAAAACUAUCUCUACCUGGAUGCCACAUAGAUAAAACAGAUGGAUUUUGAAAUUUGUUUUGAAAAGUUUAAGUUGGAAAACCUAACUUAUGUUUAAGCUAAGUGUGAAACUGGAUAAAAGAAUAAUAGGACUACAUUCGAUUAGAUUUCCUUCAUGCACGAAUGCUUCAAAAUGCUCCCCCAUUGUAGACGAUUACCUGUGAUUCCCACCUGUAUUGUUCUCAUAUUAUCACCGUUAUCCGAGGAACCGAAAUUAAUAUCGUUGCACAAUAAAAAAUGCCGCGAUGAUUCGAAGUGAAAGGGUUGGCUAUACUGCUGUAAGGUGAACUUAAUCAUUCGUUAUCGAUCUGAAGGACCAUGGUGACUACGACCUCUUGUCCGUGGCAGUCGUUGUACACGGACACAGCUAUAUAGUAAUGGCGAUGUAAACGAUAGCCCGGAACUAGACCUACUCUCUUCCAGUGUGUGUUGGAUAUCAAUAUAACGCCUCCAUCAAGCUUAUUGUAUGUGUGUGUUCCGGGUGUCACAACGAUUUGUGUUUAUUGAGGAUCUAGCACGUACGAUCAUUUUACCUGUAUAGGUAAGUGAAACGUUUGUCGUGACACUCUAUCUAUUUUGAUGACAUUUUACAAACUGCUUGAUACAUUGUACUUUGUAAUGCUUCAUUAGUACAAAAGUCUUCUUACGUUUAACUGUAUGUGUUAGAUAUACCACUGACAUGUUUUUAUAUUUUACAUACACUUACUAAUUGCUUAAAUUUCAUAUAGUUCAGAAAUAUCCACGCGACGUUGUUUCAGAUAAGAAAGAACAUCUUACCGAUCAUACGUUGAUAAACUGUUCUUUUGUGACUCGUCCUUCAUGGAGCUGAUUUAUUAUUAACGACAUUUAAGUAUCAUUAGCUAUUUUAAUGGGAAAACCCUGUAACCCGAGACACAAGUUCCUGUUUUGAGUUUUCAAUUUUUUAUAGACACUGGGACGCAUAUUUCAGGGAUUAAAGAUUUUUAUAUUUUUAUAAAUCGUUGUAAUUUGCCUUAUUCUGUUCUUCCUUUAAAAUGUUGGUGACGAUGAUAGUUAUUCCCCGACUAAUUUCCUUGCUUGCAUAAUAAAAGAGGUAUGUCGAAGCCUUGUUAGCAUAGCUAUUAUGCAACGUUACUAUUUGUAUGCAUACUUAUAAGGUCUAUAAUCAGUAAACCAACUAAACACGAGUUUGUUGAUAAAAAAAGUUCAACAACGAUAACAUACUUUGUAUUUAUUUUGCAGAAUAAAAAAUAUAUCUGUAACCUUUUGUCAACGACCGUUAAGCUGAUAUAUAUCAUAUCAAAUACAGUUAACAUUCGAUACACGGACAUAUUAUCAGCAUGCAGAUGUUAUUACCAUGAGUGUAGCCCAAGUCUUGUGUAGUGGUGGGUCGGACUUUUAAAAGCAUUUUCAGCUUGAUCAAUCAUAAGCGAAAACAAAUAAAAUUGAAAAAAGUUCUCGUUUAAGGUGUUGUAAUUUGUUGACUUUUAACAAUAAAGAAAAAAAAAUUGUAACAUUUUAAAUAAAUUGAAAUCUUUGAUUUUGAGAAUAUAUUCUAUAAAAGAAUAUUGUGGUUUGUGUGUUUACCGUAUCAAGCUUGGAACAUAGCUAUCGAAUAUCUACAGCCAUGGUUGAUACCGUAAACUUGAGUAUAUCACUCUUAAAAGUUUUAAUUGGUAUCAUCUAAGCCAGAAUUUACGCAUUGCGAUGCUUUUAGUUGUCAUUCAUACUCAUUAUGAAUGUCAAUAAAAUUGUAAUAUCUAUGAAUUCGCUCUGUAUGUUGAAUCUGUCAUUUACCACGUGAAACUGGAUUCAAAAUAAAAGAAUUGUAGUUUCGUGUUUAUAAACAACAAUAAAAGGCCGUGUUAAUUUGACAGAAGGAUUUUCAAAAUGAUAUUACAAAGUGUCCAGUAUACAGUUAUAGUAUUAACCGGACCUUUACUUCGUAGAUUUUAAUAAUGCCUUAUCAAAUAUGUCUGAAUUACAUUUUGAAACCUGGGAUUAGAUAUUGGGUGAAAGUAAGGAAGUACUUUUUUUUAAUAAUAAAAAAAUUCCUAGUAUUCACAAACACUUUGACCAAUUGAACCAUCAAAUCGUAUCCUCUGCAAUAUGUUACGCAUUAUCUCAUAUUGAGUAGACAAAUUGCAAUAUGAAAAAAAACUAUUUCUAUCUGUGAAAUUGACGCUAACAAGACAUCCUCCCAAAUAGAUAUUCCGAUGUUCAUACUCAUGCUACUAGAGGCGGAGAGAAUUUUCGCCCUCUUCUUUGUCAUACUUCUUUGUUUCAGAAUUCUUGCAUUCCCUCUGUCUUGAACUGUUGGAACUCAAUUCCGUCUGAUGUUAAAACGAGUCCGUCAUUGCGAAAACUCAAGAAACACUUGCAUGGACCUCCACCAAAGUACCAUUAUAUUUCUGCUCUGGAAGCAGACAAGGGAGCCAAUAUGCUGAGCUUGGAGAGUACUUGCAGUGGAGACGAACGACGCACCUCCACUGAAUGGCAGGGGCCUUGAGCUAAUUACUAAACAUCUCCAGAUCAUCAGUUCAAAACAUUAUCCCGAGUACAAGGUAAUUGUAUAGAUGAUCAAUACAUCAACUGAGUUCUCGUCUAGGAUAGUUGAUGGCUUGGAUGCCUGCUGGAUACUGUGUCGCCUCCUCUGAUUAAUGAUGAUGUCUUCAUAAUCAUGAAGUCUGUGAUGAAACAUGUCGGUGUCAUGUAGCUCUCAGAACUAUGGUGAAAAUGAGAUCGGCAGAGUUCAGUUAACAUCCUUCACAAACUGUCGCGGACUUGGACCAGAGAAACUGGACCCUGGGAUAAUACAAGAAUGUGCCAAGAUUGUUUCAGAACUCAACCAGGAGACAGCAGUUUACUGCACGCUAGUAGUUUAUAUUGGAGGCACACAAGACUCCGAGGAUCUCCGAGAGGAACUCAAGCGUAUCCGGUUGCGUGGAUUGGAGUUGGGACAACUCAACAAGCUCAAACUUGUCCCGUUAUUAAACAACACAACUCUCAGCACAGAUGACACUCAAGAACUGGAACGUCUGUACAGAAUGUUCUCUGCCUGUCUAGACUUGCUGGAGAUCCAACUGAUAAAAACUUUAGCAUUGAUACAGGCGUUUCCCUUACACAAUGGACCGCAAGUAUUAAUAAACACGGGAAUUACAGAACCCUUCUUACUAUGCAAGCACACAAAAAUUACCGUUGAGAAUCUCGACAAUUCCAACUGCAGUAAGACUGUUUUGGAACAAGAGGAGAUCCGUGGGUUAGAGAGAGAUGUGGCCGCUUUGCACGAACUCAUAUAUAACAUAAACCAGUCAGCAGAUAUCAAUCCGUGGGCAGACUUUGAGCCACCGCCUAAUAAAACAACAGCCAAAACGUUAAACACUUCUUCCAGUAUUACUGAUUCUGCCGACACCACUGGGACGACCAAUGCAGUGCGUACCCAGCGCUGUGUGUGUGUUGUAGUGCUUACGUUCUCGGCAGUAGCCAUCUCCGCUGUCGUGAUAGGCGUCGUUCUUGGAGUUAUCUGACCGAUGGCGAACGGGGGGAAAACAAGGACAGCUAUCGACCGAACUAAAAACAACAGGAUCGCUACAAUGAAUGAUAAGAUAUUAUGCAAAGCAACUGUCAUUGUAUGAAGAAUGAUAUAGGAUAACAUUUCCCAAUGAACUACUAAACGUCGGUGAUAGGACACAAAGAACUGAUUUUUAAAGAGGUGGAAAGGAUGGGGGUUCUAUUGGAAUCUGAUACUGUAAAAUGUAUCUUGAAUAAAUCAGCAAGGCUUAUUUGUAAAUUUGCUAAGCAUCAAACAGGGAAUAUAAAAGAAUAUUUCAAAAUUUACAUGUAACUAUAUAUAACGCGUCGGUCAUCAUUAUCGUCAGAACUACAUUUUAAUGGCUCCAAGCAGUAAUCCUGGUCGUACUACGAUUUAAAAUCUAAGGUUGGAGGAUUCCGGUGUCCUGGUCACACAGACUUCACUGUUGUUGAACGUUGGCCGACGCUCUGUAUCUGUUCACAUUUAAGACCAGCCAACUGGUCAAACAAACAGAUAACAUUGCGCAGCAUUAACUAUAUCACACAACUAUUAUAUAUGGAAACGACAGCCAACUUUUGCAUCAAAAAUCAUUGAUUUAGAACGUUUUGAUUUUGUAGAAUUUGCGAGUGUUCCUUGAUAGUGACAGUAAGAUGAUAUUUGAUAUUAAUAUUAUGCAAAAUAUAAUGGCUUUAAUGUAACAGAUGCAUACAAUGGGGUGUCUUGAAAAGCAUGAUUGGCAUGUAUUACUAGUGCUUCGAUAAAUCCGGAGAAAAGACAGUAUUAUACAUUCAGCACACUGUGAUGUGACGCAUUGUUUAUUAUACACCGUAAAAUGAUUUUCGGACACAUUGGAGAGUAUUAGUUAUGAUGAAUGCUUAUAAGAACAUACGUAAGAUAUAGUGCAGGUGAUUCCUCCUGGAAAAUCACUUGCCGGUGACACGGUUUAUAUGGCGAUAUUGUAUAAAACUUUCGGGUCGAAAUAAAUCAUCAUUAUUACCAUUAUAUUUGUGUGAAUGAAAAGUCUGGAAGUAAAUGUUAUUUGAUUGAUAGACCCAUGUGAUUCGGUAACUUUCUGAAUAUUGAUCGGAUUAGAUACUAAGUAAUCAUACAAUAUUGAAUUUCCUGCCGACAUUCCAAUCAACCUGGUGUGUAUACAGUGUUCAUCACUUUAUUACAAAUGACCAUUCUAAACAGACAUUUUAUAUUGUGUCAAGGUAUAAAGGGGGGAAUCACGUCUCACUUGUUACAGCUUAUGAUUAAAACCAACAGGUUCAUACACUCAUUUCUUCUGAGAAACAAAAUGGAUGAAUGCGAGCAUGUUUUAUUGCCAUUUUAUAAAUUUUCUGUUUAUGCAAUUUAACUGAAGAUUUUAAAACGUUUUUUUUUGUCACGACUUACAUUCGAUAUUUUAACAAUGAAAUGUUUGUGACAAUAAUGAAAUAUUUGUGACAAUAAUGCAUUACGAAGGUAUCAAGAGAUAAAGGUGCUUUAUCAAACUGAGUAAACCAAAUAUGAUAAUAUAACUAAAAUAGCCAUGGAGUGUAGUUAUCGAAUUCGGUCGCGCAGUUAAAUCUUGACUUGGAUUAGUUGGCGAACUUUUAUCUUAUUGGGUGUAAUUAGGUCCCCACGCAUAUGAGGAACAGUGGUUAUGAGACACUAUGGCUUAGUCAAUGUCACAUGGGUGUCCAUUUAGAUCUCAAAUAUGGCAUAUUGCAAGACCUGUGAGCCAAAAUCCGUAUUUUUUUUUACGUUAAAAAGUAAACAUUAGCAAUUCCUUCCGCGACUGAACAAUUGUGUGCCAGAUCAUAUGCAUAAUGAUACGAGCGAUCCUGAAGCAGAACCUAUUUUUGUUACGUGCAAAUGUAUUUAAUAAGCCAUAUUUUACAAUUAUAAUUUUCAAACUGACGAAGUAUUGAAUACAAAUACAACAUGAUAUCGAUUCGUACAGGUACAUUUUAUAAUUAUUUCUUUCUAUCCAUCUUUACAGUAUCCAAAUGUUACUUUCAUUGUCAUUCCCACAUCUAUCGGAAUCUUCACUCAGACAAGCAAGACCACUCUGAUAUGUUAGGACCAACAUAAUGAAAUGUUGCUGCCAAUAUAGAAUAGGUCUCGCUGUUGACUGAACCAAUGUCACUUGAUUGAUGACAUAUCUAAACGGCUUCUGCUGAGCCUUAUUCGAUGAAUAGCCAUUUUCAAAUUUUUAUUAUUAACUAUUACAUUGACCAUCGCGACAAAAUCAGAGACAAAAUCACGGACUAGUUAUCCGAUUGUUGACGGCAAUAUACAGACUUUUGCUUUCAGAUAGUCAGGUAAAAUAUGUCUUUAUUGAUUUUACACUGAUGGCAGUGUUCAGAAUGCUCAUAUAAAAUCUUUGUGUCUAUGCUUUAAAACCGUUAACCAAGUGCUACCACACCAGAAGAGGCCAUAUCAAUAGUACAGCUCAAAAUACCUAAAAUAGAUAGAAUUAUAUCUAGAUAGGUCAAAAUAUCUGGUUUCAGAUUAAUAUCAAUACAGAUGUUUAUAUACACUGACAGCUCACAUUUCACGAAGAGUAAUAUACAGUGAAGAUUAUUCGAGCAAUUGUGUUUGUUUUAUUAUUGUCAUUAUUGUUCGUGUAUCGACACAUCAUAAUCACAAGUAAUUGGUUCCAGACAUGAGUCACUAAUACCUCUUCACAGCCAUACAACUAAUUCCUGUCCUCCUCUCCGUCUGUGUACACUUUAUAUCAUAUUUUAUCAUUUUGUACGAGAUUACUCAAAUAAAAUUGUUUGUUGGAUUGUU